This is a messenger RNA of Lactuca virosa, 426 nucleotides long. The record is from the annotation of a GenBank genome assembly. Lineage: Eukaryota; Viridiplantae; Streptophyta; Magnoliopsida; Asterales; Asteraceae.
AUGGGCGCGGUAUGGUCAAGUAUUGACAAAGCUAAGAAUGGAUUUUGGAGACUGAACAUAGAUGUGAAGGAGAUAAUGAACACGAUUGAUGGUGGUUUAACGUGGAGUUCGGAUUUUGUUGUGGAUGGAAAUUUUAGCGUGGCGAAGCUGCGAAGUAGACUCGACAGAGCAUCACAUCCGGUCAGCGAUGGUGAAUUUUGGUGGCUAAAUUCGGUUCCAAAAAAGGUGGUGAGUUUUAUCUGGCGAGCUAAACAGGGCAGGAUCCCAUCAGCAGAGGAGUUGGCUAAGAGGAACAUUCCUGUUCCAUCCCCAAUGUGUGGGUUAUUUGCAGACAUAGAGGAAUCAGCUAACCACAUUCUCACUGCCUGCAGUCUGGCGAAGGAUACUAUAAAUAUGGUGCUUAGCUGGUGUGGAAUCUCCACUUAA